This is a messenger RNA of Hypoxylon trugodes, 552 nucleotides long. RefSeq lists its product as uncharacterized. The record is from RefSeq and is a predicted model, not a curated record. The transcript has a single exon. The coding region runs from base 149 to 361 and encodes 70 amino acids. Lineage: Eukaryota; Fungi; Ascomycota; Sordariomycetes; Xylariales; Hypoxylaceae.
CUUAUAUACGAGUCUAUAUCUAGGCCGUAUUUGCUUAGCAGGUAUUCUAUGCCAACUGUCCCGUAAACAUUAGCUGCGCCUCACCUAUUAAGCCAGUGUAUCCAUUGAGUUUUUACCCAGUGGUUAAAUCCUUGCAUUUGUACGCCGGAUGGAUAUGAAGAAUGCCCCAUUCCCAUUCCCGUUUCCGUGGUCCCUCGCCAUUUCCGUCGACUUUACCAGAUGCGUUAGACUGGUUCGUAUCUCUCUUCUAAUCACAUUCGCGUUUUGGGGUGUUCGGCUACUGCAAGGCGGUGAGGAAUCCAUGCUGGUACUCUUCUUAAAGCGCCUUCCUUUUAUUUCGCAUUUGGGGAAGUAUGGCUAAGGAUAAUAAUAGUUUUCGCAUGUAAGCCUACUGAAUAAAAAGAACAUUCAAUCCAUAAUUCCGUAUUUUAUCAGUAACCGUUUAGAUACGUGUAUGUGUCGAAUUUUCAAAGUCUUAAUCUCGACCGUACAAUCCGGCACAAUUGUGAUCCAAGCUGCUAUCCGAUGAGUCUUAUGCGGGCUCUUUCUAGC